This is a messenger RNA of Morus notabilis, 2300 nucleotides long. Its product is annotated as growth-regulating factor 2. The transcript has 4 exons. Lineage: Eukaryota; Viridiplantae; Streptophyta; Magnoliopsida; Rosales; Moraceae. Gene Ontology annotation, cellular component: nucleus. The record is from RefSeq and is a predicted model, not a curated record. Bases 569 to 2026 code for a protein of 485 amino acids. Gene Ontology annotation, biological process: DNA-templated transcription; regulation of DNA-templated transcription; developmental process. Gene Ontology annotation, molecular function: ATP binding.
AGCAUGGAAGCAAAGCAAAGGCCGAGGAUGGCGGCAACCCAUUCCUCUCUCUUAAAAAUCCCCCAUAUCAAACCCGCAUCUCAUCCUUCCUCUUUCCCCACCAACUCUCUUCCAAAAAGAUAAGACUUUCUCUCUCUACAAACUCAAUAUAUCAUAUAUAGCUAUGUCUAUAGAUAUAGAGAGAGGAGAUAUUAUAUAGGUCUUACUCCUCUUACCUAACGUGGUCUAUUUAUUUCAAACAAAAAAAAAAGAAAGAAAAAAAGAAAAAAAGAAGAUUUUUUUUGCAAGAAUCAAAAAGAGCUUGUGGGUAGAGAAAGAGAAGACGGUAUUUCCAAAUAAGGAAAGUAGUUUAUAAGUAUUAUUUGGUUUUGUUACUAGAGUGAGUUGUAUUAUAUAAUAGUAUUACUUGUCUUUGGCGUUUCAGAAAAGAAAAACCAAAAGAAAAAGAAAAAAUAUAUACAAACAAGUACUAGAUAGUCACGUUCUUGUGCCGCGGAGAGUAGAGUUGAGAAUCAUUGCCUAAUAAGCUCAACAACUCAAACGACCACAAAGCAUAAGCAAGUCGACGAUGAUGAUGAUGAGGGUUCAUGAUGAUGAUCGUGUUCAUGAUAAUCAGCACCGUCAAUUUCCAUCAUCCCAAAGAGGAGAAGCAGAUGGGCCUACAACUACAACGACACCUCGUCUUCCUCCUAGGACCAAUGAUAUAUACGAUAUUGUUGGUUCUCGUAUUGAUCAUGUUUUUGUUAGUGGCGGUUGUUCAGCUCCACUGCAGCAGCCUUUUCAUACUCGUGCUUCUACUUCUACUUCUAUUUACAGUACCGCCUUUAAUAAAUCCUCUGGAGAAAGCAUAGGAUUUCCUUUCACAAAUGCACAGUGGAAAGAGCUUGAAAGACAAGCCAUGAUUUACAAGUACAUGGUGGCUUCUGUUCCCGUUCCUCUUGAUCUUCUCCUUCCCAUCACCAACAGAAAUCUCUGCCCCUCUUCUUCACCCCUGGUUAAUGGGGGAGAGUUGAAGCUGAGGUUUUCAAACGGGGCAGAUCCAGAGCCGGGGAGGUGCAAGAGAACGGACGGCAAGAAAUGGAGGUGCUCGAGAGAUGUGGCGCCUGAUCAGAAGUACUGCGAGCGUCACAUGCACAGAGGCCGUCCCCGUUCAAGAAAGCAUGUGGAACUUCAUGUCAAUAACAGCAACAACAACAACGCAACCUCAAACAAAAGGACUCGUCUUGAUCAUCAUCAUCAUAAUCAUCAAAAUAGUAAUAAUGGUUCUGCAACAACUUUGUCAAGCUCUAACUUCCUUGGAGGAUCCGCUCUUCUUCCAUACCAUCCUUCCCCUGUUUUUGAAUCCCUGCCUUCUCAUCUUUCCUCAGAUAAGGAGCCCAGGAGCUUAGAGUGGAUGAUGAAAGGAGGAGAACAUGUUCCCAUGGCUACUUCUUCCGACCCAACUUGGCUUCACCUAAUGAAUCACACCAAACUGGAAAUGACCUCAAAGCCGUCAUCUAUGGAAGAACCGUUUCUGAACCUUAACUCCUACGCAAACUUCACCACCGGAGAAGAACACGAAAACGACAGAGAUUGCGCCUUGUUUCUCAACCCGGAUAACGUCGUUUCGGACCCACCAAGGAGCUUCAUUGACGCGUGGUCGUCCCAAACGCAGGAAAGCAAUCAUCAGGUGAAGAAGCUCUCGCCUUCUUCUUCUUCUUCGCUCACUCUCUCAAUGGGCAAUAAUAAUAACGAUAAAUCCCCUAGCUGCUCUUGGCUCAGUCCUCCUCUUACUUCUUCUUGGGUUGGUUCGCCGCUUGGAGGGCCAUUGGGUGAGGUUUUAAGGCCAAGCACAGCCUCCGAUCCGCCUUCUCCGUUCACCGGAAAUGGAGACUCCGGCAGCCCUCCGGCGACUGUUGCGUCAUCCCCAUCUGGGGUUCUUCAGAAAACGCUUAAUGCCGCUUCUUUGUCUGAUAGCAGUGGAUGUAGCAGUAGCAGCCUAGCUCUUGGAAGUUCCAAUGCGAAACCUGAGAUUUCUCUGCUCUAGUUUGGCCAAAAGGACACAAAACACAAGCGUGUCUUGUGGUGCUUAAAGCUCAAAUUUGGUCUUCAUUUUGUUUGCUUUGUUUGAUUAGCUUAAGUAGUUAGUUUAGUUUGUUUGGUUUUGGGAUCUUUAAAAUGUUUUUUGUGUUGAAGACUUUCAGCAAAAGAGGAUUCUAAAUUCUGUGUGUGUGUUUUUUUUUUUUUUUUUUUUUGUCUGUUGCCAAGCUUGCUUGUAUAUUAUUCAUGUUUUUUUAUCACUAUAUGGACUGUACUUGGCU